GCAGCACAAUAAAAAGAAUUUGUCAGGCGGCGUUUGUUUUUGUUCUCUCUCCCUCUCUCUCUCUCUUGCAUCUCUCUAUCUGUUUUCCUCGCCCGUCUGCCGGCCUUCGUUACGCGUGUGUGCGUGUGUCUCCGCAUCCGUGUAUCCGUGCAUGUGUCCGUGCAUCGGUGUGUGUGUUUCUGUGCAGCGCAAAGAUAAAAAAGUUGAGAAAUUGAGAUAUACGAAAUGAAAUACAAAAAUUCAACUUAAGAAAUUGCGCCGAAGAGAAAUUAAUUUAUGGCCAAAAUUUAAUAAGUGCAGGGCACAAGCCAGGGAAAAAGUGCGCACAAGUUUUCACCCAGCCGAUAAAAGCCGGCCGAUAUAUAUUUCUAUAAAUACAACUGAAAUAAUUUCGAAAAAUUCUAAACACGCGACAAAAUAAAGAAAGAAAGAAGAAUCCUGUGAGUGUGUUUGUUUGUGCUGAAAUGCCGUCGGCAAAAUGCUAAAUGCGACUGCAACUAGCUGACAAAUCAAACAAAAACCAAUCAACAAAUGUGCCAAAUUGUUAAGCGUAGUGAAAGUGCAGAUAUCAGACAGCUUUGAGAAUAAAAAUAACAAACAAAGGAUAGUAGAACAUAAUAACAUGGAUCCCAAUCGUAGCCCCUUUAACAAUAUUUAGUGGAAAAGUAAAAGUAAAGGGUUUUCAAAACAUCUUCUUUGAUCUUGUAGUCUACAAAAAAUCGUAGCCACUCCCACAAUCACGAAACGACUAUCUAUAGAUUCAUCAAGAGAAUCACAAUCGGCAACUGGUAAAAAUGGAUUACUAGUGAGAGAGACCCCAACUUGGUUAUCUUAAAUAUUGCCCAAAAAUGACCGAAUACGUGACGCCCAUGAUUAGCACCGUCUUGAAGAAAUACCAGACGAGUGCCACGAAAUCGCUUCAGGGGCCAGGACACACCCUAAAAUCCGCCGGUGUCCUGGAUAUUUCCACCAAUGGACGAAGUGAGAGUCCUGGCCAGGGCCUGUCCAAUGGCAAGUGCCAAGCCUCGUCGCCAGCUGUGGCUCUGAUCAAAAAGGAAAUACUCAGUUCACCAGAACCCCAGGAGCUGCAUCAUGAAUGCUCCUCGAGGGGAACGCCCCCACAGAUAUAUCCACCUGCCACGCCCCCCAGGGAACUGUCGCAACCGAUCCUCUCGGUAGCCGACUCGGGAUGUGGUGAACUGUACGAGACGAAGUUGGAGGGAAAAACCAUUGGAUGCUUUUCCGUGGGCGGCGAAAUGAGACUUUGCCUGCCCCAGUUUCUCAACAAUGUUCUCAAUGAUUUCUCCCUGGAACAGAUCAAUCGGAUCUUCGACGAACUGAGCAUAUACUGUUCACAGUGCACGCCCGAUCAACUGGUGGAGUUUAAGGCCGCCAAAAUCCUGCCAUCGGAUGUUAAGGCCAGUGGCUUAAUCACCCGCACCGAUGCGGAGCGACUCUGUGCCGCGCUACUCCAUCGAUCGGAUCGCAAUAGCUAUGUCCCGAUCGAGAGCCUGGCCAAGGGAGCACUCAGUUUCCACGUGUAUCACAAGUGCUUUGGCAAAUGCGAGGGCAUCUGCACGCCCGACAUGUACUCGUACCAGAAACCGACCUGCAUCAAGUGCCUGGAGUGCGACGGCUGGUUCUCGCCGCAGAAAUUCGUGGGUCAUGUGCAUCGGGAGUUCGAGAAUCAAACAUGUCACUGGGGCUUCGAUUCGCGCAACUGGCACGACUAUCUGCAUGUGGCGCUGGACGUGGAGAACCGGGAGAAGUACCAGAUCAUCCUCGAUCAGCUGAAGGAGGUGGAGCUCAAGGAGAUGCACAAGGCGCAAUGGGAAUUGGAUCACAAAAAGAGAAAGGCGGAAAUGCUCAUGGACGAUGGUCUUCUUGGAGCGGGGCAUGUUCUUGGAUUGGCGGGACAUCCGCAUGGACUGGUGGGCGCCCUGGCCCCGCCCCCGCCUCCGCCGAUGAAGCAGUCCCAAAUGGACAUUCCCAGUGGCAAGAAGCAGCAGCAGCAGCAGCAGCUAAAGGGGUCGUCGACGGCGGCCACGCCCGCGCUGGAGUAUCAGUAUCAGAUUAUGUAUGCGCACUGUGUGCAGCAGCAGCAGCAGAGGGAGCGAGAAAGGGAAAGGGAGCGAGAGCACCUGCACCCUCUACCCCUGCCUCUGCCCUUGUCCCACCAGCAUCGAGCCGUUCUGGUGGCCUCCGCCCCUCACCCACAUGGACCGCACCACCACCCACCACCCGCGCUGAACUCGUCGUCGGCCUUCCGCCCUUGGGGACCCACCACCACCAAGGCUUUCCUGCAUGCCUACAAUGCCACGCUGUCUGCUCUACCCUACGCCUGCCAGGAACCCCCAGAGCUCCAGAAUCCGGAGCGAGUGGUGCGGAGUACGGACAAGAGGUAUGCGGAGAGGACCUACCAACCUAAUGUGGCCUUGGCACCGCGCAAGAGCAUACUUUGCAAGGAGCGGGACAAGGAGCGCGAGGUGAUGGAGCGGCACAAGUUGCGGGAGAAGGAGCGAGCGGACCAGCAGGUGGUGCACAUCAAGCAGGAACGAUCGCAGACACCCACGCUCACACCCACGCACACACCCACAACAUCGCCGGCCGAGGAUGUGGCAGCACCGCUGGAGGUCGUCGAACCACCACACACCUCCUCGAGUGGCAGCAAUUCACCACUACUCGCCCACCUGCCACUAACCGCCGCCGCCGCCGCCGCAGCAGCAGCAGCACCACCACCACCACCAGUCUGCGCCACAGCACCACCCAAUGGAACAGCCGGUGCACCGGCGACAACCACUAACCUUCGGAACAUGCGCAGUCCCGAGGAGUUUUCAGCGGGUGGCAGCAAUGAGAUUACCUCCUCCACCUCACCGCACCACCAGGUGGUGCAGCAAUCGGCUGGAGCCCACCAUCAAGCACCACCGUCGCAGCACAUCAUAGCCACCGUUAAUCAGCAUGCCAAACUUUUGCCCAGCUCCAGUUCCCUGCCCAAUGGCAAUGGCAGCAGUUCGUCGCUGGCAGCCACAAACAAUGAACCGAGUCGGAUUCGGAUCAACAAGAACCUGAUGAUGACCCAUCAGUUGCCAGUGGGCAUCGGCAUGGCCCCACAUCACCAUCACCAUAGCCACCAUAGCCACCAGCACCAGCACCACCAUCCAACGCACAUGCAUCACUACAGCCAUGGGUACUACAAGCCCAGUCAGGCCACCUCACCCACCCAGUCCUCCAGUGCCGGGCUGAACCUGAGCACACAUUCGUCGAAUGUGGUCAGUUCGCACCACCAUCAGAAGUCGCAGCAUAGCAGUUCAGCCGGAGCAGGCCUGCCGAAUGGCAAGCCCCAUCUGGGCAGUGAGUUUGAGUUGUCCACGGACACCGAUGACACGGACAGUCUGAAUGGUGAGCCCGAUUCGAGUGCCAUGCUACCGCCCUGGGAACAGGCAGUGGAGUCUCUGAGGGAAACUCGACCCAGGGAUCGGGAGCGGGUGCUGCAAAUGCUGCAGCGGUUGCUGCAGGAGAAUCAACAGUAUCGAUACAACAACAUCCAAUUGAGUGAGCUGCUCCACAAGCAAGAUGCCCACAUAGCCGAUCUUACGGAGCAACUGCAACGGUAUCGCCGACAAUUCGAGGAGCAGGACUGCAAAGUGGAUCUGCGCAAGAUGCCAUUCAAGCAACAAACUCGACUGGCUGAGGGGAGUCGCGGGGAGCCAGAGGAGGAGAUGGAGGAGGAGCUAGAGGAGGACCUGGAGGAGGAGGAAAUGGAGGACAGAGCUAAUAACAAUAAUCAGCAGGAGCUAUCGCCACUGAUAAAGCCCCCGACAAAUGGCCUGCGACGAAGUGCCACGCCCCUCAACUGUUGUGGCAGUGAGGGCGAUGAGUUCGAGAAGCGAGAUGAGCCGGAAAACAAAAGAAUGAAGCUGCAGGAAGAGGAGAAAAUUCAGGAGGAAAGUCCCUCAAACAAUUCAGAGCCAGAGGAUUUGCAGAAAGACCAAGAAAAUGGCGAGAAAUCCCCUCCAAAUGAUAGUCUUAAAAGUCCCCAGCCCAGUCAAAUCUCCAGCGACGAGGAAAUGGAGGAAGAUGACGAUGAAGACGACGACGACGAUGGGGAGGAUGGGGAUGAGGAUGAGGAUGAAGUGGUUCAGAUACAAGCUCCCCACAGUAGUGCACUGGCCACGCCCCCCACGGCAACAACGCCCCUUUCACCGGACUCCGCGGCAACUGCCGGCCAAUUGUUCGAUAGCAGCAAUAGCAGCGAUGAGUCAUCGAUGAAGAAGGCCCAAAUGUCCGCCUGCCAUGCACUGGAAAAAAUCAGCAGUAAUGUUGCCAGUGAGGAGAACAACCAAAGGCUUGAAGAGGAGAGUCAGGAGGAGGAGGAAGCGGAGGCGGAAGAAGAGGAUCCAGAUGAAGAGGACUCCGAUGACGAUGAGAUGCCAUUGCAGCAGCGACAGCAGCAGCAACGCCAGCGUGUGGCUCCCCAGACAAUGGUCAGUGGAUCAGCCCCCGCACCACCGGCCCCACCACAUCCACAUCCCCCAAUGGCCACCAAGGCCAGCAAGAAGCAAACGCCACCAGCACCACCACCCACAACAACCACAUCAGCCACAGCAUCAGCAUCGACAACGAACUGCGAGUUACAAAUCAAAAAGGAAAUAGCCUAGAGAUAAAUAAAUACCCCAGAAACCUCUCAGAGAAAAGCUCUUUCACACACACACACACACACACACACACACACACACACACACACACACACACACACACACACACACACACACACACACACACACACACACACGAAAAAACAAUUAAAUCUUAGUUAAGAUCCCCAUUUUAUUUGGAGAACAGAGUGCAGCCCAAAUUCAAGCACAAAGUAGUAACGCACAUAUUGUCCACUUAGGAGCAGUGUUAAUUAUAAAGAAAGCAAAUCUUUUGCAAAUAGGGGGAAUAAAGUAUGGCUCGACAUUUUUAGGUAAUGGUUUUCAAAAUAUCUGCAUUGAAAAACUGGCUUUUUAAUUGUUACUCGUUUUAUAUCAGGGGACUACGAUUUGGAUUUUAAUUACCUUUAGAUAUUUUGUGAGUCAAAAUUUGUAAAAGCCUUUUUUUAAAUGAACAGAAAUUUGUGAAAUCUAUGCCGAAAUAGAAACAAGGAAUUCCUUAAUUUUCAACACAUAACAUUUCCCCUAAAACAAAAAACCAAUUAAAAUUUUUAAAUGUUUUUCAAAUCGCUUUUACAUAGCUUGAAUUGAUCUCACUUAUAUGAACAAAAAGGACAAAAGCAAACUUAUUUAGGCUUACCCAAUUCGAAAAUCUUUCAGCGUUGCUUGCAGAAAUUAUAAAUGAAACCAAAGCUUUAAAAAAAAUUUUAUUUUUGUAUAUUGUUCAACGACCAAUUUGUGCGUAAGUAUUACACUUACAGCUAAACCUAAAUAAGUUAUUAUUUUUUAAUAACUUGUAAGCUCUGCAAGACAUUUAAACCCAAAAUAAUAUUCAAAUCGAGGCUUUUAAAGCGAAAUUUAGAAAAGUUUUUUCUUUGGUCAGACAGGCAGCUGGUUCUUAUGAAGCAGGAGAAUAUACCCUGCAAACCAAUGUAAUUACAUUAAGUUGGACCCUAACUUUAAGUUGAACAGACAAUUUGAUAGAGCAAAGAGAGAGGGCACACAAAAUGAACCCACCACAGAUAACAACAGCAAAAUUAAUGCUAAACAAUUCUAACAUAAUAAUUAUUAAAAAAACAAAAACAAAUAUUUAUGAUUAAGAUGUUGCCGCGUUAAAUUAUACAAUACAAAUAUGAGUAAUAUUCUACGAUAUAUGAUAGAUAAUGAGCAGCAUGUGCGAGAGUAUGAAUUAAUGCUAAGCCUUCACGAAAAGCAUAAGCAUAUAUACAUAACAUAAAUAAAGAUUAAUAUUUAUUGUAGCUGCUAGAUCUAAUUCGAGCAAUUCUCUUAUCUGUACAAUUAUAGUCUUCUGUUCUUCUUCACCUUGUAAGCUUUGCUCUGUAGGCAUUUAGUUUCGUAGAUCGUAACACAUUUGCUAACUAGUUAGUAAGGCUUUUCUAUGGCUCAGUUCUUUGUCUAUUGUGAAUGGCAUCGAAUGGUCAUCAGUUUUUUGUAAAUAUUAUUUUCCCCUCGACAAGAUUAGAGUACAACGGAUUUAAGUUGCCAACACUUUGUGAGAAACAUAUGUAUAUGCUAGAUAACUUCUGGAUGAUAACCAACUAAAAACAAACCCAAGCCAAGAGCCAAGCGAAAAGAGCGCAGAGAUUUCAAAAAUCUAUAAACUUUUGUUAUAAAAACAUAUUUCAUAAAUUAUUUAUGCCUGUGUGUGUUUGUACUUUUUAAAAGAAAACAUUUCGUUCUGUAUUUAAGAAUACAAGUUCUAAGCUAAAUUAAAACAAAAAUAAAACAAAUGCAAACAUUUAAACAAAUUCAAUCCAAAAUUUGUCUAGAUCAUAAGCUAAAAUUUUGUAAAAUUGUAUAAAUUUAAACAAUCGAUACCACGAAACAUUUAAAUCGUAAAUAAAACUUUUAUGAACCAUUGAAAUUGAGAUAUGAAACAUGAAAAAAUCCAUUGUUAUGCAUAUUUAAAGAAGUUACAUAAAACAUAUGCAUCAAAAAACACAAAAAACAAAUUACGAUUGCUAUGCAAAAAAAAAAAAAACAAAAAUAUACAAAUUAUUGUAAAUUAAUUCUCUCCAAUUUUGUGUUUCAUUUGCCAGACCAGAAACAGUACGAUAAUAAACGAAUUACAUUACAUAAAUUAUAGAACACAGCAAAACAGAACGAUACCGAGUAAAUAGGGACGAAACAUGGUUAAUCAAAAACGUCAAAACGGUUUUCAGCAAAUUUCGUGUAUUUAUGGCCAAAUUUUACAAAACGAUGAAAAUAGUUGAGCAUACAGAGACGAGAAAAACCCAAACAUUUUUUGUAUAAUUUUUGCUAACAACCCAAAGAGAUAAACAACAAAACAAACAAUCAUUUUUAUAAUUAAACGAUUAAAAUAUAUUGACAAAUUUUACAUAACCCGAGUGUUUAUAUAUGACAUAUUAUAUAUUUAAAUUUAAAUACGAGAUAGAACGAUGCCCAGCAAAACAUAAGCAUCUUUGCCCGCUUAAUAAAUCGACUUGAUAUUGUUAAAACUUUAACGUGCAAAGGCUAAGCAACCAGAAGAACAAGAAAUCACAAAAUAAUGGCAUAAGUUAUAUAUUAAUUAAUUAAGCAUGCAGCAACAAAUCCGCGUCUUGUCAAAAUACAACAUAUACAUAAUUAUAUGUCUGACGAUUCAGAAUGCAGAAAUAAAAUGUACAAAUUGUGGAGCAAAUAAACAAUAGAAAAUAUAGUGAGAAUUCGGGGAGGAGUAUGAACGAAAACAUCAAAUGAAAUGCACCACAUGCAAAAAAAGUUUAAUCAAAUUAAACAGUUAAUAAAAAAACAAAUUUGA
Molecule: messenger RNA, 7434 nt
Organism: Drosophila elegans
Lineage: Eukaryota; Metazoa; Arthropoda; Insecta; Diptera; Drosophilidae
Gene: Snoo
Exons: 2
Coding region: 849-4658 (1269 amino acids)
Biological process (GO): negative regulation of BMP signaling pathway
Cellular component (GO): nucleus
Molecular function (GO): RNA polymerase II cis-regulatory region sequence-specific DNA binding; SMAD binding; DNA-binding transcription factor activity, RNA polymerase II-specific
Source: RefSeq, a predicted model, not a curated record